UCGAGAGAAACACCUCCAGCGCUCGCGUCGUGUCGCCCACCACAGCUCACUUUUCUGCCGCUCCUCGGACGGACAUUUACUUCUCUACUAACUCCACCGCCAAUACGCGGUGUCUUUCGCCGUGAACAUUUUGAAGCAGAGAGGGGAGAAGAAAAAGAAGAGACGCGAAACAUGGCUACUACAACCUGCACGCGAUUCACGGACGAGUAUCAGCUGUACGAGGAGCUGGGCAAGGGAGCCUUUUCAGUGGUGCGCAGAUGCGUGAAGCUGUGCACAGGACAGGAAUACGCAGCCAAAAUCAUCAACACCAAAAAGUUAUCCGCGAGAGAUCACCAGAAGCUGGAACGAGAGGCUCGGAUUUGUCGCCUGCUUAAACACCCCAACAUCGUUCGUCUUCAUGACAGUAUAUCAGAGGAAGGCUUCCACUACCUCCUCUUUGACCUGGUGACUGGAGGUGAACUGUUUGAGGACAUUGUAGCCAGAGAGUAUUACAGUGAGGCAGAUGCCAGUCAUUGCAUCCAGCAGAUCCUGGAGGCGGUGCUUCACUGCCAUCAAAUGGGCGUGGUGCACCGAGACCUCAAGCCAGAGAACCUGCUCCUGGCCAGCAAAUGCAAGAACGCAGCAGUGAAGCUGGCCGACUUUGGCUUGGCCAUCGAGGUGCAGGGGGACCAGCAGGCCUGGUUUGGCUUCGCAGGCACACCAGGGUACCUGUCCCCGGAGGUCCUGAGAAAGGAGGCAUAUGGCAAACCCGUGGACAUCUGGGCCUGUGGGGUGAUCCUCUACAUCCUGCUGGUGGGUUACCCUCCUUUCUGGGACGAGGACCAGCACAAGCUCUACCAGCAGAUCAAGGCUGGGGCUUACGACUUCCCUUCUCCUGAGUGGGACACGGUGACCCCAGAGGCCAAAAACCUUAUCAACCAGAUGCUGACCAUCAACCCGGCCAAGAGGAUCACCGCCCAGGAGGCCCUCAAGCACCCAUGGGUCUGCCAACGGUCCACAGUCGCGUCCAUGAUGCACAGACAGGAGACCGUGGAGUGCCUGAAGAAGUUCAACGCCAGGAGGAAACUGAAAGGAGCCAUCCUGACCACCAUGCUGGUCUCUCGAAAUUUCUCCGUGGGCAGCAGGCAGACCACCGCUCCAGCCUUUGCCACUGCGGCCGCUGGCACCAGCGCAGGGUUGGUGGAACAAGCAGCCAAGACUUUGCUGAACAAGAAGGCUGAUGUCAAGAAAAGAAAGUCCAGCUCCACCGUCCAGUACAUGCCCCAGACAAACAGCAGCAAAAACAGCAUAGUCACCAGCCCAAAAGGAAACAUCCCAUCACCUGCUCUGGAACCUCAGACCACAGUCAUCCAUAAUCCAGCCGACGGGACCAAGGAGUCGUCGGACAGCAGCAACACCACGGUGGAGGAUGAAGAUGUGAAAGCGGCCGCUAAGUUCGCUGACCUGCUGGGCUCCGUGCGCAGGGGCUCAGGGCCCACGUCGGACGGGGAAGGUCGGUCCGCCACCCCACCGCCCGCCCCCCUCUCCUCCCCGCCCCCUCCCUGCACGCACGCCCAAGCUGUCCCAAUGCAGAUGUCCAGGCUCACAGACCUGGUGAGCAGCGUUCGCCGGGCGCAACCGGCGCCUGCUCCCGAACCCGACACCGCUGCUCCAGCACCGCCUUUGAGCGCGCCCCCCCGACCUCCUCCCGCUCCCGUGCAGGCGACCUCCCCACCUCCUCCCCCUCGCCCCCCAUCGAGCCCCUCCCCUUCCUCUCCCCAGAUUCGCAAACAGGAGAUCAUCAAGAUCACGGAGCAGCUGAUCGAGGCCAUCAACAACGGAGACUUUGAGGCUUACGCAAAGAUCUGCGACCCCGGCUUGACCUGCUUUGAGCCAGAGGCCCUGGGCAACUUGGUGGAGGGGAUGGACUUCCACCGAUUCUACUUUGACCACCUUCUGGCCAAAAACAGCAAACCCAUCCACACCACCAUCCUCAACCCGCACGUCCACCUGAUCGGCGAGGACGCCGCCUGUAUCGCAUACAUCCGCCUCACGCAGUUUGUGGACGAGCAGGGACAGCCGCGCUCCAGCCAGUCGGAGGAAACCCGCAUCUGGCACCGCCGGGACGCGAAGUGGCAGAACAUCCACUUCCACUGCUCGGGCGCCCCUGCCACACCGCUGCAAUUAGAUGUUCGUCCUCCAUCUUGUGUGUGAGGAGGAGGAGGAAUGGAGGAGGUGGAGGAUGAGGAGGAGGUGCCAAGCACCUUGCUGGAACUUGAAGCACAUGCCAGGCGGGCACCACCAUGGACCACCACCACCAACCACUAGAGGGAGUGCUGGCUCGUUGGUGAUUCUUUGUUCAUGUGCUCUCCUUCUUCUUUGUCUUUUUUCUUUGUGUGCUGUCACUGCACUCAAUACUACUACUACUACUACUACUACUGCUACUACUACUGCACACCUCAUGUGUACCAUGGAACUUAUCAUUGAUGCCAGUGGGUUCUAGUUCAAGGAUUUUUGUCCACCUUUUUAAGGAAGCAUGCCCCCUCUUCCCCCGCUGUUUUUUAUGGUUGAUAUUUGGUUUAAAAUGAUUGUUUUUGUAUUUGGCUUCUCUGUGUCAGCUGUGAUACUACACACACUCUCAUAUCUCCACUGUGGCUACUUUUUAAAUAAUUUCUUGUUUUUUGUUGUUGUUGGACUCGUGAUUGUUGUUGUUGUUUUUUUUAAUGGCAAGGGGGCGGGGUCACGCAUGGCGAGAGUGAGUGCGUCUUCUCACUGGAACAAGCCAGGUGGUUAGAUGUGCCGGACGGGAAGUGAAGACAUGACAAGGAAGGAGUUCAAACCUUGAAAGUCGAACGUUAGGAAAUCAAGUCCAGUGAAUUUGGUCUGUUCCGGAGUGAAACUGCUACCCUCUUUAGACUUGGACUUAGACAAACGUUAAUGAUCCACAAGGGAAAUUGUUCCACAAAGUAGCUCGGUAACAAAGGAUGGAAAGGAUAAAGCAGGUAUAAAGUAGACUAAAAAUGUACUGUAGUACUCAUCCAUCCAUCCAUCUUCUUCCGCUUGUCCGAGGUCGGGUCGCGGGUGCAGCAGCCUAAGCAGGGAAGCCCGGACUUCCCUCUCCCCAGCCACUUUUUCCAGCUCCUCCCGGGGCGUAGAGACAUAGUCUUCCCAACGUGUCCUUGGUCUUCCCCUUCAAGGCGUUCAGGUGGGAACCUGACCAGAUGCCCGAACCAGCUUAUCUGGCUAGCAAUAUAAAAUGUAACAUAUAUGUAAUAUUUACAUAAUAACUGUACAGUGAGGGAAGAGUGGAUGGUGAGAUCGACCGGCGGAUCGGUGCGGCGUCUUCAGUAAUGCGGACGCCGUAUCGAUCCGUUGUGGUAAAGAACGAGCUGAGCCGGAAUGCAAAGCUCUUAAUUUACCGGUCCAUCUACCUUCCCAUCCUCACCUAUGGUCACAUGGAAAAGAGCCAGAUGAGGUGGUUCAGGCAUCUGGUCAGAAUGCCACCCGAACUCCUCCUAGGGAGGUGUUUAGGGCUUGUCGACCUGUUUGGAGGCCACGAGGAAGACCCAGGACACGUUGGGAAGACUAUGUUUCCCGGCUGCUCUGGGAACGCCUCAGGAUACCAAGGGAAGAGCUGGACCAAGUGGCUGGGGAGAGGCAAGUCUGGGCUUCCCUGCUUGGGCUGCCGCCCCCGCGACCCGACCUCGGAUAAUCGGAAGAAGAUGGAUGGAUGGAUGUAGAGUACAUGAUAUAUUGUAUGUUUAUAUCAUAUAGAUAAUCUAUAACAAUUACCAUGUACAAGUAAACAGUAUAUGUAAUUAGCUAGUAUUUAAAUCAGGGGUGUCCAAAGUGCGGCCCGGGGGCCAUUUGCGGCCUGCAGCUAAUUGUUUACCGGCCCGCCACACAUUUUGCAAAAAUUGCAAAAUUGAUAGUUUUGCAAAAAUAAAAAUAAAAACAUUUUAAAAAAAAGUGGAAUGAGGUUAAAUCUAAUGACGAAAAAGUGGCAAUGUUGACACAAAGCUGCCAUGCAGGCAGUUUUUUUUUCUUCCUUUUGUUUUUUUUUCUUUUUUUUCCAUUGCUCCAAAAAAAAAGACCAAAAAAUCUGUUAUAAUGAAUGAUUACUUAAAAAUUAUCACUUUAAAAUGUUUUAUGUGGAAAAAAUAUUGCAUAUGUUGUGUGGUUGCCGUAUAAAAACAUCAAAGUUUUAACAAAAGAGCAUAAAACAAACAAAAUAAUAGUUCAAACUUAAAAUCGACAGAUUUAAGUGUUAAAAAAAACUAAUAAAAAUGCAUCACUUUAUGAGUGGGGAACCUUUCAGAUCUCAAAUAUAUUUGGUAGGAUUUUAUUUAACUUUUCACUGUGAUUACUCAAAAAUAUUAAAUAAUUAAAAUCAAUGGUGUCCUGCAUUAUUGAUCUUUGAGGGCUUUAAUUGCUAAAUAAAGGAACUCUCCUGAAGGACUCAAUAAAUUACUAUCUAAAUACUACAAAUUUCAGUUUUACUAUAAAAACAAAGUUGUCUUUGACAGAAAAGGCCUAAAACCUUGUUUUACUUUAUAUCAACCUCAAGUUGAUAUAGAGAUUUACUGUAAGCAUUAAAUAAUAAAAAAUAAUAAUUUGACUUAUUUUUAACAUUUUAGUGACUGAGACCCUAUAUGCUCCCCAGGAGCCCUAAGGAUUAAAAGAAAAAUACAUUUAUUUUGUUAUGGUUUGAAACAGAAAAAUAUCAAAAUGGCCCCCGCAUGCUUAAAUUUUUCCGUGUGCGGCCCUCUGUGGAAAAAGUUUGGACACCCCUGAUUUAAAUGAACAGUUGAGACUUAAGUUGUCUUCCCAGGUCGAUGCUUCCCCUUGCUGGAAUUCUCCAAGUAUUGCUAGAAUGGAUGAACUAAUGCCUUGUGUUUAUUUGUAUCAUAUUUGCAGUGAGGCGCGGCUUCCACUUCCUCUCCUAAGACAAUCACCGCACAAAAUAUCAACUUUAUAUUGUUUGACUUUUGAAAUAUUGUGUUUAUUACAUUUGAGAAAACAAAACGACGGCACUUCAAGCGCGUCUCUUCUUGGGGAUACUGAAGAUUAAAGUUGUCUCCUCAAAAAGGAGACAUUUGUGUCUAUUACGGCUCAAAACAGACUCCGCCCCCUUUUUUGACCACUUCCUGUGCGCAAGUAAAAGUGUGUGAAUGUUUUAUUCUCAUUUUUAAACGUUUGUUAUGGAUGUUAUUCUACUGAUGUUGUUUGCUUUGGAUUUAUUGCUUUACACUUUCUUUUUUUAACGAGGUACUUUUAUUGUGGCGGGACAAACCUCAUGAGAUGGUUUUUGUUAUUUUUUUAAGUACUAUUUAUUUUGUGUCGCUAAUUAGCUUAGCAUAGUAUAUUCCAGUCAGACUUUUUAGUGAAUUUUUUUCUUCAAAGCAGGAGAACGAGGAAAGCUUUAGUUGUUGCUUAUUAGUUUUUGUCAAAGCAAGAACCCUGUGGAUGUUGAACUCUUACCCGCCUAAAACAAGAUGUCUAACGUCAAAGUUAACAUUUAGCCAUAACAUAUAUUCCCCAAGCACAUUCGACCGUCUGUAUCUUUGUCAAAGCAAGAACCCCAUUGAUUUUGAACUCCUUUUUAAAUGGCUUACAUUAGUUAAGUUUCUGCUUGAACUGAUUUGGUUUUCUUCCGAUUUUUCAAAAAUUAUUUUGCUUUAAAAAAAAAAAAGUAACCCUAUUGAUUUUGAUUAUUGCUAUUAUGGCAUUAUUGUUGGUUUUCUUUUAAAACAAGAUAUUGGAAUCUAGCUCGCUUUCUGCUAAAAGGGAUAUUUUCUUUCAUCAAUCGGGAAUCGUUAAGAUUUGUCAGAAAAAGAAGACUAUUCAUUUUGACGAUGUUAAGACAAAAUGGCCUGAGGGUUAAGGUUUGUCAAUAUUAAUUAUGCUUCUGAUGAAACAGACAUUUUCUACCAACAUUUUCAAAGAUUACGGGGCUUAAGCGCAAGAAUGCUGCGCAUUUUGGGGAUGAUUAAUAAUAUCAAGUUACGUCAAAGCAAGACCUUUACUUUGAAAGAGCGAGAACACUAUUAAUUUUGAACACAAACAUCAACCGAAAUGCUCAAACCGAUUUUUUUUUUUAGCUUUCUGAUCAUUUUGUGGGUUUUUUUAUGUUUACUUUUGAACAAUAUUUACACUUAAUUGACACCGCUUUUUAUACUGAAGUAUACUCUGUGUGUGUGUGUUUCUACCCUUCUUGAGACACGAAGAAGGAAAAGUUUGUGUUUCUACCCUUCUUGAGACAUGAAGAAGGAAAAGUAGCUUUCAUAUCAGGACCGCUGAACAAGUGAUGCCAUAAAUCAUGCUCCCUGUCAGGUUCAAACAAUAUCUAUUAAAUAAGACAAGAAGUAAGGAAUUAAACAGAGACAGAAUUACAUUUGGCUCAAUUGAGGUUAGACGCGUACACAUGUACCGUUGUACAGUCUUCCAACACGCUCCUGACGAAAGAUUGUACGUCUCUUUUAUUUGGACUUUCCCUGAUUACAUGGCAACAGCUGUUUCUAAGGGAGGGGGUCGUAAACAGCCGUCGCCUUUGGUUACAGAACUUUUCAAAGAAGUGGUUGUGAAACAGUUCAAAGAAGAGGUGCCUGGAACUUGGGCAGGUCCUGCUUUUUCUCCGCUGUGUAGUUCUCGGGUCAAAACAAAAUCUUUCUGUGGAUUACAAUACAUGAAAGAAACGGAACACCUUCAUGUUACUUCCCAUCCUAAACAGUGGAGUUUUACAGCUUUUGUCUUCUUGCCGGGAACUUAUGUCAACACAAACUUUUGUGAUAACUUAGAUACAAUUGUUCUAACCAUUCCAAUACAGAAAACCAUUGCAUCUAAUAGAGAAUGUCUCAUUUGCACCCCUGCUAAUGACAUCUAUCAAAAUUAAGGUGGUCCCAAAGUGCUCCCCCUCUGGUCAACAUAUGAAAUAAGUGUAAGAAAUUGAAUUGCGCUCCCUUUGGCCAAACUUAAUAAUACUAAAAAUAUAUGUGUAUAUGUAUGUAUGUAUGUAUGUAUGUAUAUAUAUAUAUAUAUAUAUAUAUAUAUAUAUAUAUAUACAUAUAGAUGUGUAUAUAUAUAUAUAUAUAUAUAAUUUAUUUUUUAAGAGUUAUUUUUCUCUAUAGUCAUAUUUGAAAUAACAAGUGUUUUCCAUUUGUACUCUUUCUAUUUUUUAAUCUCAUGUCCAUGGUACACUGCAAGUUAACCUUGGCUUUAGGAAUGUGAGGAGGAGAGAGACUCCUUUUUCCUAUCUCAUCCUGUCUCCAGCUAAGGAGAACAAUAUACAUGUGUAUUCGUUCUGGACGGUGGGGGCGAGAGACAUAUUGAAGAACACAGCGCUUCCGUAAUAUUUUCAGAUCAACUUGGCGACACAAUUUGAAUGUGUUGUUUUUAGGUUGGUCUCUCCAAAGCUUUGGAAUAAAUUGCAAAAUACCUAUUCGGUUCUGGGUGAUCAUUUAAACUCAUCUUGUGUCAUCAAAAGAACUUGGGAUUGACCAGCAACUUAAAUCCCCUUGGAGGAACAUCUCGUCCUAACGCAACAAGAGACAUACCAAGUUACUGUCAUUAUUUACAAAAGUAAAUAAUGCAAAUUUAAAAACCAAUUACAAACAACAAAUUAACUAAACGCUAACCUUUUUUAUAUUUGCAUGGCAUUUUUAAUGUUAUAAAUACAAAUGUUUAUACAUCUAGGAAGGGUGGUAGGCAUUUUUUGGGGAGGUCUCAAGAAGGUCAGAAAUACAAGUGUGCGUGUUACUCUGACACCCAGCAUGUAGUUUAAGGUCCAGGCGUGUUGUUUCUUCGUGUUUACAAGUUUGUCUUUCCAAGCUUAUUGGCUGGUCUUUCUGCAUGAACAUCAACAACGUCACACUUUUUGGCAUUUCCGUCUCCUUCCUCAGCUCUGAUAUAUAUUUUUGUCUCGGGUGUCUUUAUAUACAUAUAUAUAUUAUUAUACAUGUGUAUAUACAGUAUUAUAUGGAAAGAUUUAGGAGGAUUUUGCAUGUUUUGUUGUACAUAAAAGCUGCGAGGUGCCAUAACGUGGGGCUCCAGCAGAGGGCGCUCUCACAGGCGAUCUUCCAUGGACUCGCGAGCAGCAAUCAUCUUGACGACUUGACGGGAUCGUCGCUCCUUGUACUCCGCCGCUUUGUAGUCUUUUGUCACUUUUCUCUUCUUCUGUGCGAUUUGAGGAAUCUUCUUGCUCUCUGGCGUGCUUCACUCUUUUCUCUUAUUCGGACAACUUGUGCUAUCAGGUGUUACCAAUAAAAUGGCGAUUGGAGCAGA
Messenger RNA from Nerophis ophidion (straightnose pipefish), 8259 nucleotides. It is a transcript of the gene camk2b1, whose product is annotated as calcium/calmodulin-dependent protein kinase (CaM kinase) II beta 1. The record is from RefSeq and is a predicted model, not a curated record. NCBI's taxonomy places the organism in Eukaryota, Metazoa, Chordata, Actinopteri, Syngnathiformes, Syngnathidae. The transcript is spliced from 24 exons. Bases 172 to 2193 code for a protein of 673 amino acids. Gene Ontology annotation, biological process: protein phosphorylation. Gene Ontology annotation, cellular component: neuron projection; cytoplasm. Gene Ontology annotation, molecular function: ATP binding; calcium/calmodulin-dependent protein kinase activity; calmodulin binding.